GAGUAAUUUUACUUGUAAUAUUAUUUCACAAACAAUUUUUGUGUUGUAUCAGAAUAUAAAAUUAAUUAAAAUAAACGAAAAUGGCUAAAUUUAAAAGUGUAUUAGUUUAUACAAUGGUUUUAUGUGUAUUUAUAUCCAUGUUUAUGGUUGAAGUAGAAGCACGGAGAAAAAUUUUAAAAGGAAGAAAAACCUUAACAAGAACAUAUGUUAAAAAAGGUGGCUUACCUGCAUGGUCAGUUGUCGUUUUGCUUGGACUCGGAAUGGUAGUUUGUGGUGGUGUAGUUUAUGCUAUAAUGAGAAAAGUUAUAAUUCAAGCACCUCCAGCACAUACUUACACACCUGCAAAUCAAUUAGAAUCGUAAAAUGAAACCUGAAUAAUCUUCGUUUAU
Messenger RNA from Chrysoperla carnea, 389 nucleotides. RefSeq lists its product as uncharacterized. The record is from RefSeq and is a predicted model, not a curated record. The transcript is spliced from 2 exons. Bases 81 to 362 code for a protein of 93 amino acids. NCBI's taxonomy places the organism in Eukaryota, Metazoa, Arthropoda, Insecta, Neuroptera, Chrysopidae.